Debaryomyces hansenii CBS767 is the source of this 3579-nucleotide messenger RNA. RefSeq lists its product as uncharacterized. The transcript has a single exon. The record is from RefSeq and is a predicted model, not a curated record. Gene Ontology annotation, molecular function: protein binding. Lineage: Eukaryota; Fungi; Ascomycota; Pichiomycetes; Serinales; Debaryomycetaceae. Bases 1 to 3579 code for a protein of 1192 amino acids.
AUGGGCAUAUCAUCGAAAUUAAGUCCGGAGAAACAUCCAUAUUUCAAUAAGCCGAAGACUCAUAGAACCAAUCUUAGUGAAAAUUCAUCGUUUUCACUAACUGGGAGUGAAUUUCUGCUGACAGGCUCACACACUUCCAAUUCGUCCGACGAGACCAGUGGCAUUCCAAUGAACAAGGCGAAUAAUGGAGCACCUCGAAGGGUCAAAAACAUGCCUAUUGCAUUAACCCCAAAUAUAGGAGGAGAGAAGUUUAACUUUGCAACAGGACCUCCUACCAAUAAGGAAGCAAGUCUGAGAGAAGGUGCUAGACGGUCGAAUGAGCGGAAACCACCUACUCCACCAGAGAAAGAACCUAGAUCAGUUUCUAAAGUUCAACGUCAUCCAUAUACGGCUCAAAUCCGAAACAGGGAUCACGAUGCCCACAUACGUAUGCAACAACCUGACCAGGCUGGUAAUGCUUAUUUUAGACCCAGGUCCAAUGAACAGUAUUCACAAAGCCCAGUGAGCCCACAGCAGGUAAACCAGGCUAACAAUGAUUAUUUUAAGCCUAGCUCCAAUGAAAAGUAUUCACAUAGUCAUGCGAGCCCACAGCAAAUAAAUCAAUCUUCACGGAAGGAAAUUCCUAUCGUUCAACAUCAAAAUCAACAGAUGGAGGAGCAUUCUCCUUUGCCGACCGAGCAGAUGUAUUCCGAAAAAAGACAAGCACGUAAAACCCAAGAACAUAGCUCUCAAGCACAACCACCGACGAAUAAUAAACCUUCAAUGGAACAUAAUACUACUAAUAUGUUAAUGAAUGAUGGAAUGAUUCAAGCACCUCAAAAUAUGCUGAAUAUUCUUUCGCAACAUGAAUACGACAAAAAUGAGAGUACAGGUGUAAACGAAUCUGAGGAUAACUCAGACGAUUAUUCAGAAGAAGAUUUGGAAGCAGAUUCAGAAGAAUAUACAGAUACAUCUGAAGAAUCAAUUAGGAAUGAUAAUGUAAACGCAUCAUACUCAACCCCAUAUGUUAAUGGGGCGCAACAGCAUCCUUAUUAUGAACAGUGGAUGCAAUAUUACGCGUCAUUGGCUGCCCAACAACAACAGCAACAAAUGACGCCUAAUAGAAGUUCAAUGUACGGAUAUCCAAUGAAUCCUCAUCAAUAUUCAAACAUAAAUACGGCUAAUGGCCAGAUUUCAUCGGCGUCUCAACAAGAGCCUUAUUAUUCAUAUGGCUCGAAUCAUUUGAACCGUGAGCUGCAUUCAAGAAAUUCAAUUGCAAGCUACUCCGAUAAUAAUAACAACGACUUUUUGACUCAUUACAAAAGAAGAAGUGGGCAGAACUCAAUUUCUGAUACAAGUAAUGAGCUAAUUUCCAAUUCAAGAAGGUCCACCAUAAAGUCAAAUAGGUAUCCAUCAGUUCCUCUGUCUAUAUUGGAAUCAGAGUCCAAGGUUCCUGAAAAGUCAAAAGCAGCGAGAGUAUCCUCGUUAGAUUUAAAUUUCAAGCCAAAAGAAUAUCAGAACUAUAAUGAUGAUUAUAACGAAGAUCAACAAGGACAAACGAGUCUAAGGAAUAAUGAGGAUGCUUAUGAACCAACACAAAGUCAGGAUAGUACCAUGUCUGUUGCUUUUGGAUUGCUGGAUAUGGCACUUGAUGACAAGACAGAAAAAAGACAUAUUUCAGAUUAUAGUAAAUUUCUUUUCGAAGGUGACAGUCAGGUAGAAGAAGAAGAAGAAGAGGAAGAACAAGAAGAGGAAGAAAAAGAAUAUGGUACUGGGAACGAAAACAAGCUAUUAUAUCAGCAACCUUCACAUGAAAUGUCUCGCCAUGAAUCCUUGGAAUCAAACAAUUCACUUGGUUCAAUACGAAGCGAGGCAUCUAAUAAUUUCAAGGUCAAAUCGCCACCUCCUGCUAAGAAACUACAAGAGAGAAAUUCUAAUAUAGAAGAAAAGAAUAGACAAAAUAAGGGGAAGAGAAAAGAAAGACACGAAAGAAAAAGCUCAUCUUUCAAUCCAAAUUCAUCAAUAUCAAGUCAGAAUGAUUUAUUGAAUAUGAAUAAUACAGCGCAAGCAUAUCAGCAACAAGCAAACAUGAUGCCAUACCUAGGACAUUCUCAAUUGCCAUCUAUGGAAAGUAUGCCUUUUAACCAAAAUGCGAUUCCAUUUAAUCAACCAAUGAUGGCCUAUAAUACUGAGUACCAGGGGGUUGUGCCACCAAUGGCUCAUUCUCGAAGACAAAGUAUCGCUACAGCUGAAUCAAAAAGACAGUCUAUGAUGUUUGCAGGAAAUGGUAUGCCACCAUACGGACCUCAACCAAUGAAUAAUAAUAGAAUGUCUAUGCCAGUUAUGGGAAUGCAUACUUCAAAUAAACCCGCCCAGAUUCGGACAAAUGACAGUAAAAUUAAGAAGAAGGUUGAAGAGUUUGUGGAAUUACGUAAAGUUAUUGCAUCGGGUAACAAAUCAUUGGAAUACCGAUUGAAGUGGAUUAAGAUGUUAAUCAAUGCAACUAACUAUCGCUUAUAUGCUUUUGUAAAUAUUAAGGGUGAGCCGGCACCACAAGAGUUCAGCCAACAUAAUAAGGCUUUAUUCCUCAAGUCAUCAAUCAAUCAUUUGCUCAAGUUGAUUAAGGAGUAUGAGGUUGGUAAGAAGAAUGAUAAUAUUCAUUCACAGGUUUGUUACAUUUAUGGUUGCUUGUUGAAACAUGAUUAUGCAGCAUCAUAUAACCAAGAUUUUGGUAUUGAAAAAGAUAUUCAGGAAUCUAUUUCAUACUUUGAAAAGUCCUUGGAAUUAAAUCCAAAUAACUUUAAAAGUCUCUACAAAUUAGGGGAGAUAUUUGAAUACGAGUUCCCAGAUCAAUUUGAUCAAGCAUUACGUAGAUAUAAAGAGGCAGCCAAACUAGGUUAUAACCAAGCUAUUUAUAAAAUGGCUCUUUUAUACUUAAAUGUUCCUCUGAUAAGAUCUACCAAAUUCUUCAAUUAUUUUGUUGAGCUCUCAAAUAUAGACCUUAGCUCGAAGGAUGUCGAAUUAACCGGUGAGGAUAGAGAUGAAUUGGAGGAGAUUAUCGGAUUGACAUUUUAUCAACUAGGAAAAAUAUAUGAAGGCAUUUAUCCUGGUGACUUACAUGCUGAGGAUGAGUUUAUUUCCAAAUCACUUGAACGUGCACCAGUUAAUUAUGCAAAAGCAUUAACAUAUUGCAACAAAUCCGCCAAGCUUGACUGUCUCUUGGCUCAGGUCAAAUUGGGAAGUGUAUACGAAAAGGGAGAAUUAAAUCGUCAACAAAAUCCAAGCAAAUCUAUUCAGUGGUAUAUGAAAGCAGUUAGUUCUCCAUUACUGUUCAAGAGACACCCUGAUGCAAUGUUGGGUUUGAGUAGAUGGAAUUUGAAAGGGAGUGAUGGCUUAAGUAAAUAUAUACCUUCACCUGAUCCGGAAAAAGCUGUCAUGUGGUGUGAUAGAGCAAUAAAAGAGUUUAAUUCACCAGAUGCAUAUUUUGCCAUGGCUCAAUUAAAUGAAAUUGGACUAGGUGAUAGAAAUCCUCAACAUUGGUACUUUAAAGCUCAUGAGUUAGGCCAUCAUGAAGCAUCCUUUAAACUAGGUUAUGCAUAA